Molecule: messenger RNA, 954 nt
Organism: Monoraphidium neglectum
Lineage: Eukaryota; Viridiplantae; Chlorophyta; Chlorophyceae; Sphaeropleales; Selenastraceae
Product: Microtubule-associated protein RP/EB family member 1
Exons: 6
Coding region: 1-954 (317 amino acids)
Biological process (GO): spindle assembly; protein localization to microtubule plus-end; regulation of microtubule polymerization or depolymerization
Cellular component (GO): microtubule plus-end; microtubule organizing center; cytoplasmic microtubule
Molecular function (GO): microtubule plus-end binding
Source: RefSeq, a predicted model, not a curated record
AUGGACGCGCUGCAUCCAGGCGCCGUGCCCAUGAAGAAGGUGGACUACAACGCCAAGAAUGAGUACGAGUACAUCAACAACUACAAGGUGCUGCAGGAGGUCUUCACAAAGCAGGGGAUAGAGAAGCACGUGGAGGUGUCCAAGUUGAUCAAGGGGCGGCCGCUCGAUAACAUGGAGUUCAUGCAGUGGCUCAAGACUUACUUUGACCAGCAGACCGGGGGCCGCGGCAUCAACGAUUACGACGGCGCAGCCCGCAGAGCGCUCUGCAAGACCGGGGAUGUUCGCGGCAGCGGCGCCGCCUCUGCGCUCGUGAGCCGCACCACCGCCGGCACUACCCCGACGGCGCCGUCGCCCGCGGCCUCUGCGACGCCGCACCACGGCGCAGCGAGCUAUGCUGGCCGCCUCCCUGGAGGUGGCACCGGCGCGGGUGCGGCGGCGGCUGCGGCCGUGGGGGGUGCGCAGCCGCCGGGGAAGCGUGCCCCGAGCCAGAAGCUCUUCACAGCCGGCAGCGGCAGCUUGAAGGCUGCCGCCAGCGGCGGUGGCGGCGGCGGCGGUGUGCGCUCGCGCGGGCCGUCGGACGACGGGGCGGUUGAGCAGCUGCAUGCGGAGGUGGCCACGUGGCGCUUGACGGCCGACACGGCCACCAAGGAGAAGGACUUUUACUGGUCCAAGCUGAGGGCCAUCGAGCUGCUGUGCAACACGUGCCCCGACGUGGCGGUGCUGCGCGUGGUGGAGGACAUCCUGUAUGCGCCCUCUCAGGAGGAGGGCGAGAGGCUGCUGGGGGAGGCCAUGGCAGACCUGGAGGCGCAGGGGCUCGCGGCCCCGGCCCCUGCGGCCCCAGAGGACGCGGCCGCUGAGGGCGCGUCGGGCGGCGACGGCGGGGCGGAGGGGGCGGAGGGGCAGGGCGGCGACGCGCUGGCGGUGGCGGCGCAGGAGGUUGGGUGCGCUUCUUGA